Messenger RNA from Oxyura jamaicensis (ruddy duck), 5849 nucleotides. RefSeq names its product glypican-5-like. Gene Ontology annotation, biological process: cell migration; positive regulation of canonical Wnt signaling pathway; regulation of protein localization to membrane. The transcript is spliced from 10 exons. The record is from RefSeq and is a predicted model, not a curated record. Lineage: Eukaryota; Metazoa; Chordata; Aves; Anseriformes; Anatidae. Gene Ontology annotation, cellular component: extracellular region; cell surface; plasma membrane. The coding region runs from base 1550 to 3145 and encodes 531 amino acids.
UUCCACAUGUGCCCAGCGCCAGAAUAAACCACAUGCCUACUUUAUAACUCAUUUGCUUUGAAUUGUAGAGUUCUUCCACGAAUCAACCAAGCUGCAGAUUGCUUUAAAUUCCCUGUAUUUAUUGAAUAUUCUGUCUGAGACAUCUUCUGCUGUACUCUUCAAGAAAGGCGGUCUUAGUAUGUAACGGUGGCUGAUUUCUAAGAUCAAAGAGUAAAUGUUGUCUUUCACCAGGGGUCUCUGAAGUCACAGACCCUCCCUGUCAGGGAAUCACUACUACCCAACAGCCUGCUUCUUGCUUUCCUUGCUGGCAGAGGCUGUGGCUGCUGCUGGCUAUCUGUGCAGUGAUCAGGAUGUUCCUCACCUGCCACCUUGCCCUGGGCCAGCUCGCUGCGAGGGGUGGGUUUCGCUUUUGCCAUUUUCCCCUGGUGAGUGUGGCAGUGUGCUGGAGGAAGGUGGGGCUGGCCUAUGGCUAUAUAGCACUGAGACAAUUCAAAUGCUUAAAUUUUCUUAAUAUCUGGCCUGCAGAAGCCAACCCUUCUCCAGCAGUGGCAUGGCUGUGCACUCCAAGGCCUAGUGGGAGGGCCUGCUAGUUCUUUUGUGUGGGCCAGGCCUCAGGCUUUGUUUUAGACCUCAGAGAGAGGUUUCCAGGCUGAACUGUAUGUUUGAACACAGCGAGGUACCUCUACUUUUGUACUGUUAGGCAUAUUUUGGCUUAAAGCAGAUUUAAAAGAAGAUGCUUUCUUAAACUAUUUAUUUCUGUGUUCAGCUUGGGGAUCUUCAGGCUCAAGAGCAGGGGCUCCCUGCAAGCCCCAGGGAGUGUCAAAGCACAAAAUCUGAGUGCUGUAGCCUACCAUGGCCUAAACCUACCAUUUCUUUGGGGGAAUCUGUGGGAUAAGGGGGAAGCCAGCUUUAAAAAUGUCCAAAGAGGGUAACUGUUAAUGUGAAAAGAACCUAAGACUGUGUUGGGAUUGUGAAUAUCAAGUUAACAUCUUUCCCAAAAAUGUGUCCAUUGUGUGACUUCCCAUCAUAUCAUUCCUUCUCUUGUGCCUGUGGCAGGUGAUGCAAGCUCCUUGAGGCUGGGGUUAUUUUUCCUGAAGUGUGCCGUUGGCACAAGGUGUGGUCUGGGUUCUCUUAGAGCCCAGGUGGUUGGGCCUGAGUGUGAAGGUGGAGCUGAAGCAAACGGUUUAAUGAAGACAUGAGUGGGUGAGCUGGCUGUAAUGUGUUUCAAGCAGUUGUCUUCAGUAUUUGGCAUCUUCUGUUUGUACAGGACCUGCCCUGAGGAAUCACGGGCCUGAGGUGAAGUUCUCCAGAUGUUGCUGCAAUGCAUGGGGUCACAGGGUGAAAAAGAUGGAGAGAGCACUUUGGAGUUGGCUCAGAGUUCUCUUCCAGCAGAGGUUCUUUGUGGGCACGCACCUUGAGGUCCCCCUUGUAAUUCCUGGAAUUACAGAGGAGCAAGGGUGUCAGAGCUGCUGAUCAUACUUUGCUCCAUGAAGUGGAGUCAGAUUUACAGAUCUGUCAACACAGAACGCCAACAUGCUGCACCAAAAAAAUGGAAGAAAGCUACCAGGCAGCUGUUCGAAGGGAGAGGUAUCAGAGUAUCCAGGCAAUGAAUUUUGAACUGAAUUACAUGAUUGUUGGUCAUAUCACAGCUUUUCAAGAGGCCUUUGAGUCCUUGCUUCGCUUAGCUGAAAACCGCACAAGUUCCCUGUUUGGGACAGCUUACAGACCUAUGGCAAAAGAAGCAGCAGAGCCUGUUAAAAAGCUUUUUAGAGACAUCUCUCUCUACAUCCUGGGAGCAGAGACUACAGUGGAAGGUGCAGUAUUACGGUUCUUUGACAGUCUCUUUCCUCUUGUGUAUAGUCGGCUAAUAAACCCAGGAAUUACAGAUUUAUCAGAGGACUAUACAGAGUGUCUAAGACGUACGAGGCAAGACGUAAAUCCUUUUGGACGCUAUUCUAAAAGCAUGGUUACAGAGCUGUCAAAAUCUCUUUGGGCAAGUAGGAUGCUCAGCCAGGCCCUCAGUCUGGGCAUCGAAGUAAUAAAUACUACUGAACGUGCAGUUCUCAGCAAGGAAUGCAGCAGAGCGCUGGUGAAGAUGCAGUACUGCCCUCAUUGCCAGGGCUUGACGCUAAUCAGACCCUGUGUCGGAUAUUGCCUCAACGUAAUGAGGGGCUGCUUGGCCAGUGUGUCAGAACUGGAUGCCCAAUGGAGGGAGUAUAUCUCCACGCUGGAGUAUCUGACGAACGAGAUGGCUGCCUCUCAUGACCUGGAAAUGGCACUGACAGGAAUUCGGAACUCCAUCAAUGAAGCCAUCCUGCAUGCACAGCUGAAUGGACCACAGCUCUCUGCUACAGUUGAUAAAGUGUGUGGACAGCCCAAACAACGAGAAGGGAACCUGUCAUCAGACCAUAUAGUGCCAGUGAAGGAAGCGACUGAAACCCAGGCACUUGUGAUGGCUCACGCUAGUCUGAACAAUAAAAGAAGUUCUCUGCCUCUGAAAGCUUCAAAGAAUGACAAAUCAAGAAGUCUGAAAAAAAUCUCUCGAGAAUUCAUCAAUUACAUGAAGCGAUCCCGAACCUUUUAUGCCUCUAUAGCAGAAAGGCUGUGUGAGGGAGACCUGGUGAUGAAAGACAGCUCAACCUGCUGGAAUGGAGAAGAUGUUGUAGAAAGUUACACCAGCAGAGUUGUUUCCAGUGGACUGAAGGCACAAAUUAAUAAUCCAGAACUGAAAGUCAGAGGACUAGACCCCCUCAUCAGUAAUUUAAUUGAUAAACUUCAGCACUUUAAUCAACUGGAUGCUGAGAAGGCAAAAUUAAAACUGGAAAGAUGGGCUUCCCGGGAUGCUGGCAGUGGGGGUGGAAGAAGUGAAGAAAUGGAGUCAAGUGGGGACUGCGAUGAUGAGGAUGGCUGUCAAGGAUCCGGUGACAGGAUUCACACAGCAGAUAUACUCAAGGACAAGAAAGCCCAUCCAGAAAACAGAAAUGAACCAAAACCAACUGUGAAAAAGAUUGACACCACAACCACCACAAGCACUGUCAAGUCAUCCUCUAAACACAGUGUAACUGGAAGUGGGAGCAAUCCAGCCCUGAGUUCCUCACUUGUUAUUUUAACAGCACUAGCAGUUCUGUGGCAUUGUCCUCUGUAGCUGCAUUGCAAUGCAGCCACUGCACAAGCAUUUCUGUUCACUGUCAUUUAUACCUACAGCCUUACCCACAGAAAACAAAGUUAAAUGGCUCUCUAGUUCAUGCGAUAUGUUAGAAUAAAUAUUAAACAAUCUGCUGGGGUUGGCAGAUAGGAAGUAUCAUCGCUUACAGUGUCUGAAGAUAGCUUCUGACAAAACCUACCAAGGAUACAGAGAGAAAGAUGACAGAAGUCUGAGUAGCUUAAGUUACGGGGUAGAAAUAAUUGAGAACACAAAAAUUGUGUAUGUGUGUGUUACUGUUUUUCUCAGUUUUGUUCACUGGAAUCACACUGGCUGGUUUUGUUUAAGUUUUUCUGAUAAAUUAAAUGAAUGGUGAGUAUUCAAAUUUAAGACAAUAUAUACAUUAUUUCUCCAAUGAGCAGCUAAUAAGCUAUGUCUACAGUUGUAAACCAUGUUAAAGUGAAGUACUCUUACCAGCUUGAUGAAAUUCCUAAGUGGUCAAGAAGAUCAAAGCAUGUUUGAAACUUUUCCCUCUUACUGUUUAGAUUGUAGGAAGCGACAUAAAAGCAUAUGGUGUGUCUAAUAUAUCAGUAUAGUUGCCUUAACCAUGGAAAAAAUUAGAAACACUUCGUUUACCGAGAGAUAGAUAGUGAGUUUCCCUGCCCUACAAAAUGCCAUUAGCAAAUGCUUAAGCAUAUGCUCUCAAGGCUUACUGGAACCAUGUCCAGCAACAGGAAAUACAAGCAUAAUAAUGUUUUGUGAAGUUGAAUGCGGUUUUGUACAGAGAAAAAAACGAUAAUUCAGUUCAAACUUUGCAUAUGUGAUGUUAAAGAGAAAAUGACUUAAAUUUUCCAUAAAGGUCCCAGAGAUGUAAGUUACCAGGAACUCCCAUUACACACAAACUAGAUUUUGUGCAUUAUAGAUUUCUCAAAUCAUCUGUUUUUAUAAGCUCUGUAUUAUUUAAUUACAUUUAGUGUUUAAAAUUUUGUAUCAUGAUAGUUGUAAAUGUAAAGCAAUCAAAUCUAGAAUAUUCUCUAUAAUGUCUCAUCAUGAUUGCUAUCCUAGAAAAUGCCAAAAUAUGCAUUAAAUAUGCAUUAUAUUAGAAGGCUAUUUUUAAAAAAAUUAAUGAUACAUUGAUACAUUUUAACUUUUCAGAUGAAAAGUACUAUCAUAACUUCUAAUGGGGUAAGAGGUAAUGUGUGUUUUACAACUAUGUUUACAGUGCCAUUGAAUAUAUAUGUACAAACACAACUGUAUGAAUACAGUGAUUAAUGAUAAAUUUAUGAAGCAUUAUAAUUGUUAUACUUACUACAUUUCAUAACUAUUACAACAGUUUAAUGGCCAUUUUCAUGUUGUAGACUAUUAUUAUGUACAGUUUUAUAAGAUUUAAUGUAAAACAUUUACCUUUGUUUUUUGUAAAACACCACUUUUGAUACUUGGAGCCACACAGCCAUUGUCAAUCAGGAGAAAGAACCCUGUAUCUUACAGCUUCGGGCAUUUUAUUGGCAACUUUGAUUAUGAAAGGCAUGCUGAUUCAGAAAAAGUGCCAUGUGCCAGUAUUACUGUGUGCCAUUUUAUAAAGUGGCAAGUAUAGUGACAAGAUAGUAUGACAAGACAAGUAUACAAUAAGUGGACAGAGACUCACUAUAUUUGUAUGUUUUCAGAUAGCAUUAGUGAACAUAUCUAAAUAUAUUUGUGGAGGUGGAGCUUCAGUUUUGUUUUUAUUUGGGCUAUGAGUUCAUAUUUACAGACAUAAAAGUAUAAUCAGAACCAUCCAGCUGUGAAAGAGUUGUCUCUAAAAUGAGAAGAGCUAAGUUUUCUAAAAUAAUUCAAUUUUCAUGUUGGAACAAAGAUAAAAUGGAAGAAGAUACGUAUGCUAACAUGAAAUACUUCUGAUUUUUCAAAAUGGAAAGUAUAUUAGUAUCACUACAUAGUGUUUUCCAAAUCAUAUCAGUGUAAAUCAGUUUUCCCAAAGGUACAAAAAUGUCUAUCCUGUACUUUCUGGAGUUUUGAGCUGCACCAGUCUAUUGAACCAUAAUGAAAAGUUCAACUUGUAUUCAUUUUCAGUGCCCUUUGGAAAAGUGCACUUUUACCUGAGGAGGUGUGCAAGUCAUGUCAUUUGUACUAUCAAAGGACAGUAUAAUUCCUGCAGUCUUAAAGGAUCAGUUGCGACGGCUGCUGUUAGACAAUUUGGUCUCUGUGCGCACACAGAAAUGUACCUCUGGUGCUAACGUAUCACCAGCUCCUCAGGUAAUACUGAUCACUGUGACUUCACUGAAGCAAUUUGAAGGGUUUCCAUGCUUGUGAACCUGACUCAUAAUUUAGUAUUCUCAUAACUGAGAUACUGUCGUUGUUACUCGGGCACACACAUCGGUAUUUGCACACUUAAGUCUCCAUCAGGAUUCCUGUGGAUAGAGGUGUGGUUUCAGGGUUGAGCUCUGAUGCUAACAGAUUUCUGCUGGGCAGCUUGGCCUUUUCGCUUCUUCACACCUGCAGAGUGAGAACUUGAAUACCUGGAACUUGCAUGUCAUUUUGAGGUCUUUCCUCUAAAAGUUCUGUGGUUUUAGCUCAGACCGGUGAUGCAGCUAUCCUAGUAUUUAGCUGUAGCAGGGCAAGUGCAGAAACCCUUAAAUUAGGCGUGUAUGGAAUAACUCACCUAGGGAACUUUUAGCUGUUGCUAAACCUUUAAUAUAGCUAAUCAAAAAAA